This is a messenger RNA of Saccostrea cuccullata (small rock oyster), 1443 nucleotides long. Its product is annotated as glycerophosphocholine cholinephosphodiesterase ENPP6-like. The record is from RefSeq and is a predicted model, not a curated record. The transcript is spliced from 7 exons. Bases 69 to 1403 code for a protein of 444 amino acids. NCBI's taxonomy places the organism in Eukaryota, Metazoa, Mollusca, Bivalvia, Ostreida, Ostreidae.
GCUAGAAUUCAGUAUUUAAAACAGAUUAAAAUAAGUACACUGUGUUUGUAUGAAAUCUUAUAGAGGAAAUGAAGAGCCGUUACCAUCAGACCAGGCACUGCUCACUGUCAUUGUCCUUUCUAUAUUUGAUUUUAACUGGAUCAAACGUUUCGGGGUCACGUCUACUUGUUAUCUUACUGGACGGAUUCAGAUGGGACUACCUUGAACAAGAUGGACAAAUGUUGCCUGGUUUCAAAAGUAUCUUUGAACAAGGGGUGAAGGCUGAAUACAUGCUCCCCGUUUAUCCAACUCUGUCUUACCCUAAUUACUACUCCAUAAUGACAGGUGUGCAUAGUGAAGACCAUGGCUAUGUGUCCAAUUUUAUGUUUGAUGAAAAACAUGGAGCAAACCUGUUCAUGGACCAAGGGGCGUUUCAUCAGGAAAAGCACAAUGCCCAUUGGUGGGACGAUGCGGAACCUUUGUGGGUGACUGCCGAAAAUCAAGGUAAGAAGACAUACUUCUUUUACUGGAGAGAGUGCGAAGUGGCCAUAAGGGGAGUUAAACCAACCUAUUGUAUGCCCAGGAAAGGCAUGACUGGAAUUCCAGAAAUGAAGAUUUCUUUUAAUGAAUCACUGAAGCUUUUGCAAAACCACACCGCAGAUUUCAUAGGCAUUUACAGUGAAAUAGUGGAUCAUUAUGGACACAAAUACGGCGUUGGUUCCAGACAGCUGAAAGAGAAAAUCAUAGAAGCUGACCAUGAAAUCUACAAAUUCAAAGAACAAAUGACAUCAUUAGGUUUAGAUGACGUCAGUAUUAUGAUAUUUUCUGAUCAUGGAAUGGCGAACCUAAAAGAAACAGUAGAUUUAAGUGGUAAAAUUAAUAUGGAUGAUAUAUCAGUAUUAAUCCCAGAGGGAGCGAAUAUCAAAAUUUGGCCUAAAGAUGGUGCUAUUGAUAAGGUUUAUGAUGCUCUUCAAGCGGAAGCUGAAGGAAAGAAGUUCACUGUCUACAGGAAGGACAAUAUUCCAGAACGAUACAACCUUAAGAAACAUUAUCGGGUGUCACCAAUAUUCAUAGAGGCGGAUGAUGGCGUGUAUAUCACCUUGCCCUGUAAAUGUGUGGGCUGCUCACCUUGUACUAUACCUUAUGCGAACGUUUAUAAUUAUGAGGGAACUGGGCCAAUCAGAGGGAUGCAUGGCUAUGACAACACUGAUCCCGAUAUGCGGGCGAUAUUUUUGGCAUCUGGACCAGAAUUUAAGAAAAAUUAUACCAGUAAACCAUUCUAUAAUGUAGAAUUAUAUCAGCUGAUGUGCAAGAUUCUUCAAAUAAAUCCAAAUCCUCAACAUAACGGCACGUGGUCAAACAUAUCACCAAUGUUAUCAACGCAAUACACAAUACCUUAUAGUUCUAUAACUGACGAAUUGUGAUCGUAUAAAUACAUGUUUAUAAAGUUUUUUUAACUUUGAU